GAGAAUAAACCAAUUUCAACCGCUUAUAAACUGAUUAUUUUGCUGGAAGCUCCACACGUAGCCAUGGGAGCAAGGUGUCAUUGUACAUGUAAAUUGUAUACAUGUCCAUCAUUAUUCAUGCCUUCCCACCUAUAUAUAUGUUCAUCCAAACUCCCUCUGAAUAUUUAUGUUUCUUAAAGAAUUGGAAAAUUUUGUUUUACUAAUUUAGUUCAGUUUUCUCUAAGGAUGGCACACUUUCAGCACCAAUACGGCGACGUUGGCUACGACAAAUAUGGCAACCCAGUUUCGCAGAGAGACGAAUAUGGGAACCCUAUCAACGAGUCUGGCAGUACUGACUACCUUGGAAUUGGAGCUGAUAACCAAGACCAUGGAAUUACCGGAAAGCCGCGUCGUUCCGGUAGCCCGUCCAGCUCUAGCUCAUCUGAAGAUGACGGACAUGGUGGGAGAAGAAAGAAAGGGCUGAAGGAGAAGAUCGAGGAGAAAAUUCCAGGGCAGAAAGAAGAACAUCAUAGAACUCAAUCCACUUCAACAACUACACCCGGUGGUUCCUUAUCGGCGGAGGAUCAUCACCAUGGAAUACUUCAUAAGAUUAAGGAGAAGCUUCCCGGUGGGCAUCACCAUGAUCCCGAGCACCACCGCCCGUAACACCAACGUCAGAGACCGUAUCUGUUGGUGUAUUGUACAGUUAGCUAGCCGGUGCUCUUGUAUUGUAUGCAUGUGUGUUUCCGUUUCAUACGGUUUUGUGUAAGUGGGUUUUCUUUUCUUCUUUAAUUUCAUAAAGGAAUAAUAACAUAGUCAUUCUAAGAUAACCGGAGGCAUGCUGGUAUU
Molecule: messenger RNA, 828 nt
Organism: Mercurialis annua (annual mercury)
Lineage: Eukaryota; Viridiplantae; Streptophyta; Magnoliopsida; Malpighiales; Euphorbiaceae
Product: late embryogenesis abundant protein D-11-like
Exons: 1
Coding region: 226-645 (139 amino acids)
Biological process (GO): response to water
Source: RefSeq, a predicted model, not a curated record